AUGGCGAGAGAGAAUUCCUGCGGCAGACGUGCAUUUGUGAGACUUCUAGUUGUCCUACAUCUCCUCGCAUCUUCCUUCUUGUCAAGCAAUCAGAAUCUGAGACAACUCGCACAACAUGUUGCUAACUAUGGUGGCUUCAUUAUCCUGUCUGGCCUUGAUCUACGAACAGGCAAAUCGUAA
This is a messenger RNA of Aureobasidium melanogenum CBS 110374, 180 nucleotides long. RefSeq lists its product as uncharacterized. NCBI's taxonomy places the organism in Eukaryota, Fungi, Ascomycota, Dothideomycetes, Dothideales, Saccotheciaceae. The transcript is spliced from 2 exons. The coding region runs from base 1 to 180 and encodes 59 amino acids. The record is from RefSeq and is a predicted model, not a curated record.